This is a messenger RNA of Carassius gibelio (silver crucian carp), 6118 nucleotides long. RefSeq names its product adaptor related protein complex 1 subunit gamma 1 (gene ap1g1). The record is from RefSeq and is a predicted model, not a curated record. The transcript is spliced from 23 exons. Gene Ontology annotation, molecular function: clathrin-cargo adaptor activity. Lineage: Eukaryota; Metazoa; Chordata; Actinopteri; Cypriniformes; Cyprinidae. The coding region runs from base 1591 to 4050 and encodes 819 amino acids. Gene Ontology annotation, biological process: Golgi to vacuole transport; receptor-mediated endocytosis; intracellular protein transport. Gene Ontology annotation, cellular component: AP-1 adaptor complex; membrane coat; Golgi apparatus.
UCUUUGGGAAAGUCAUCCGCCGUAAUGACACGUAGCCUAGUGCUAAACACAACUCGACUACACUGACAUAAAACGAGUAACGUGCAUAGUAUCACGAGUUCCCCCGCGAACAUAGCUCGGGAUUCAUAUAGUGAGGUGGCUAGAGACUCUUGUUAUAUAUGACCAUGGAGCACAAAACAAGUCAUAACUAAGUAGCACGGAGAUCUAGACCAGUGUUUGCAAACAGCGAUGACGUGUUGGUGGGCGGAGCCUAGCAGUCGUGGAAUAAAAUAAUAAAAAAGGUAAUUUUGAGUUUAUAUUUAAAAAUUCUGCUUUUUUUUUCCUUCAAUUGGGAGAUUUUACCCCACAAUUCUGGUAAGAAAAAUUAACUCGUCAUUCUCUCGUUUCAUUCUCUUGUUUUUAACACCACACUCAAUGGCUUUUUUUUCUCUCUCUCGCAAUUGUUGAGUUGAAUCAAGUUAUACAGUUCGAACUAGGAGAUAAACUUGCAUUUGUAAGAAAAAAAGUCAGAAUUGUGAGAUAAAAAUAGGUAAAUGUUAUGUAAAAUUUUAUAGGUUUAAAUAAUAUUUCAUGCUUUUACUGUUGGGCUAAAAAAAUAUGUCCCCUAUCUGAAUAUUAUAUAGACUUUUAAAGGUAAUUUUCUCAAUAUUUCGAUUUUUUUGCACCUCAGAUUUCGGAUUUUCAAAUAGCUGUAUCUCAGCCAAAUGCUGUCCUGUCCUAACAGAGCUUAUUUAUACAGCUUUCAGAUGAUUUUUCAGAAUUUAAAAAAACUGACCCCAUAUGACUGGCUUUGUGCUCCAGGGUCACAUAUUACUUUAUACUAAACCACGUCUAUGCAAGCCAUUUGACCGCAUUUUUUAAGCUCAUAUUCUCUUUUUAAUGCAUAAACACGAUAAUAACUGUUGGCGAUGCUCAUAAACACAAGCUCGCAACAUAAGUCACUCAAUUGUAUCUAGAUCAGGUCGCACCUUUUUUUUUUUUUUUUUUUUUUUUUUUUACAUCCGCAUUAGUGAAGUUCUGAACAUCAGUCAUGUAUCCCUCCGCCUGCGGUAGAAGUUCUGACUGUCAGUCAUGUAUCCCUCCGCCUGCGGUAGAAGUGCUGAGGCUGGAGCCGCCGCCAUUUUGAAUGUCUGGUCCGUUCCUCCUUCCGUCGAUCGAGAAGGUUGUUCUUGUUUUCUGGUAUCAUAACGGCUGGUGAGUGGGAGCUCGUUUUAAUCGACUAAACGACUUCGUAUAUGACCGUAGAGCUCGGCGCUGUCAAGCCGCUCGGUUGUAUUCGCGUGUGCUCGGGUUGACUCUGCGCUGCAUAGGAAGUGGCUCGCACAGGCUAAUGCUAAAGCUAACGCCCGUGCACCGGGACGCUGUCAUAAGCUGCAUCGCUAACAGUCGCUCAACUAUCACUCGAACAGUACUCAUGAAAUCCCAGUUAGACUGUAGUUUAUGACUGUUUCAGUGUGUUUAAGGUAGAGGUGUGUGUUGAAUCCUCCGUCAAAUCGUCGCUCGAGUCGAGGCCCGACUAGACUCCAGUCAGUUAGCAGCGGACUCACGCAGUGCUUCAUUCACAGACAUCACGGAGCAAUAACACAGAGGAUGCCAGCUCCGAUCAGACUGCGGGAGCUGAUCCGGACAAUCCGGACGGCUCGGACACAGGCCGAGGAGCGAGAGAUGAUCCAGAAAGAGUGUGCUGCCAUUAGAUCAUCCUUUAGAGAAGAGGACAACACAUACCGCUGUAGAAAUGUGGCUAAGCUGCUUUAUAUGCACAUGUUGGGCUACCCGGCACACUUUGGCCAGCUGGAGUGCCUGAAACUGAUUGCAUCACAGAAAUUCACAGACAAACGGAUAGGAUACCUGGGAGCCAUGCUACUUCUGGACGAGAGGCAGGACGUCCAUCUAUUAAUGACGAACUGCAUUAAGAAUGACUUGAACCACAGUACACAGUAUGUGCAAGGACUAGCCUUGUGCACCCUGGGCUGCAUGGGCUCAUCCGAAAUGUGCCGUGACUUAGCUGGAGAAGUGGAGAAACUCCUCAAAACGUCAAACUCCUAUCUGAGGAAAAAGGCAGCUCUGUGUGCGGUUCACGUCAUCCGCAAAGUCCCGGAGCUGAUGGAGAUGUUCCUGCCAGCAACAAAAAACCUGCUCAGUGAGAAAAAUCAUGGAGUUCUCCACACGUCUGUUGUCCUGCUCACUGAAAUGUGUGAGCGAAGUCCUGACAUGCUUUCUCACUUCAGGAAGCUGGUUCCACAACUUGUACGAAUCCUGAAGAACCUGAUCAUGUCAGGAUACUCCCCUGAGCACGAUGUGUCUGGCAUCAGUGACCCUUUCCUGCAGGUGCGGAUAUUGAGGCUACUGAGAAUUCUGGGAAAGGGUGAUGAUGAUUCUAGUGAAGCUAUGAAUGACAUUCUUGCACAGGUUGCAACAAACACAGAGACGAGUAAAAAUGUAGGCAAUGCUAUCCUCUACGAAACGGUUCUUACCAUCAUGGACAUCAAAUCAGAGAGUGGCCUUAGGGUUUUAGCAAUUAACAUUCUGGGACGUUUUCUUCUCAACAAUGACAAAAACAUCAGAUAUGUGGCAUUGACAUCACUACUGAAGACUGUGCAGACGGACCACAAUGCUGUGCAGAGACAUCGAAGCACUAUCGUGGACUGCUUGAAAGACCUUGAUGUGUCCAUUAAAAGGCGUGCGAUGGAGCUGAGCUUUGCCCUGGUUAACGGCAACAACAUCCGGGGCAUGAUGAAAGAGCUUCUGUAUUUCCUGGACUCCUGUGACCCUGACUUCAAAGCGGACUGCGCAUCAGGGAUCUUCCUGGCUGCUGAGAAGUAUGCGCCCUCCAAAAGAUGGCACAUAGACACCAUUAUGAGGGUUUUGACAACGGCAGGGAGUUAUGUCCGGGAUGACUCUGUGCCCAACCUCAUCCAGCUAAUCACAAAUAGUGUAGAGAUGCAUGCCUACACUGUACAGAGACUCUACAAAGCCCUCCUGGAUGACAUCUCUCAGCAACCUCUAGUACAGGUGGCAUCCUGGUGCAUAGGAGAGUAUGGAGACCUGUUGGUCUCAGGCCAGUGUGAGGAGGAGGAACCCAUUCAGGUUUCUGAAGAUGAGGUCCUGGAUGUUUUAGAAGGUCUCCUUGUUUCUAACUUGUCCACCCCUGUAACGAGAGGUUAUUCCCUGACCGCUAUCAUGAAGCUGUCCACCCGUUUCAGCAGCCUCAAUCGAAUCAAAAAAGUGGUGUCGAUAUACGGCAGCAGCAUAGAUGUGGAGCUGCAGCAGAGAGCUGUGGAAUAUAACGCACUUUUCAAAAAAUAUGAUCACAUGAGAUCUGCAUUACUAGAGCGAAUGCCUAUUAUGGAAAAAACGUCCACUAACGGCCCAGCAGAGAUUGUCCAGACCAAUGGAGAAACCGAUUCAACCAUCCUGGACACAAAACAUCUGCCCAACAUCACUCAACCAGCCAGUCAGGCAAAUGAUUUAUUAGACCUACUCGGAGGUAAUGAUGUGGUACCUGUUAUCCAAACAACGGUCCCCACAAAGCCUGCGUCAGCUGGAGGAGAACUGCUGGAUCUGCUGGGAGACCUUUCUCUGACAGGUGGUCCGACCCCCACCCCUGCUCCCUCUGUGCCCAUGUCCCAGCCCCCUUUCCUUUUGGACGGUCUCACCUCGCAACCCCUCUUCAAUGACAUUGCAGCGGUCAUUCCGCCAAUGACGGCGUACAAUAAAAACGGUCUGAAAAUUGAGUUCACUUUUGAGAGGUCCAACCCCAACCCCAAUAUUGCAGUCAUUACCAUCCACGCCACCAACUCCACUGAGGCUGAAAUGACAGAGUUUGUGUUCCAGGCUGCAGUACCAAAGACAUUCCAGCUGCAGCUUCUGUCCCCCAGCAGUAAUGUGGUUCCAGCCCUCAACCAGGGAAGCGUCACGCAGGUCAUCAGGGUCCUCAACCCACAGAAGCAACAGUUGCGAAUGCGGAUCAAGCUGACAUACACUCACAAAGGCUCUCCUGUACAAGACCUGGCCGAAGUCAACAAUUUCCCCCCUCAGUCCUGGCAGUGAUCUGCCACCCUUCUCAAUCUUAAAGACCCCCAGCAAGGGAACAAUGGGAAAGAUGUCCCCUCCCCAUUCCCAAACGAUCCCCCGUGACAUCACCACAGACGCUGCCCUGGGGUUGCAUGGGAAGCAGUGGAAUCCUCCUGACACAGUCAAGAGUUGAUGGUAUAAAGACUGAUGAUGAUGAUGAUGAUUACAGUGACAUCGAUGAAGAAAAAUCACAUCUCAAUACAUAUCUUUUCAUUCAUUUCUUCGCCCGUCUGUCUUUCUCUCUCUACUUCGGGUUUAGUGCAAAAUGUCCAUACUCACACUUGCACUUAGCGUUGUGCACUUCACUUUAUCUGUCACUGUAGUGCACUCCCACACUCCUGCUCACCCCAAACAUGAGGAAACAUCCCUGGUGGCCACUAUACAAAGGAGCUGCUUGUCUGUUUUGUUUGAUUUUGUCCAUGUUUUUAAUCUUGUUAAUGGGUUUGGUGUAUUUUAAGAAAAGCAACGACAUAUUGAAUUAAUUGCAAAGUCUGAACAUUUGCCCCUUUAAGCAUUUCAGAAUCAAGAGGAAAAUGGGUUGUGAUGAUGUCGCCUUAAAUCAUCGUUGUACAUGGCAUUUAGUAAUUGUCGUGUAAGGCUGAUCUAAUGUCCCGGAUACAAGCGAUGUGGUGGCUACACCGUAUUUCACAUGAAAGCGUUGUCUGUCAGCAGUAAUGUACACACUAACAGAUCUGUCCAGAAGUGCUUGACCUUCAUCACAUGUAUCAUCAAGAAUAGGCAACAGCGCAUACUUUGAUUUUUUAGACAGCGUCUAAAUGUCUUCGACAUCGACACUGGAGCGUCUCUUUUUGAGGUGACAGAGAGAGAGAGGGAGUGUGUUGCUCGUUAAUUUUUGCGCAGCUUACAUCACCCAAUAGUUUUUCAUCAUCAAAGCUGGACACUUUUCCCCCCAAAACCUUUAAUUUGGCAUAUUGCAGUUUUGUUUGCCUCUACUAGUCACAGAUGGUGUGUUCUCGUAUUGUUUUUUAAAUCUUAAAAUACAUUUAAAUAGAUUGAAAAUAGCCUACACUGAAGACGUUGUCAGUUUUAAGAUUUUUAGCUCAAUCAUUAAGCAUUGAAAUCGGUAAAAAAUGUAGUUAAAGAGUGUGAUCUUGAAAUUGAUUUCUCACUAAAUUAACACCCAGCGAUGUAUAAUGAGGUUAUGGUCAGCGUAGAUGCUGUAAAUAUAGACUAUUAAUAUAAGGCCUUCAUGAAUGUAGUUCCAUGCACUGAAUGGACUUUUUUUUUUUUUUGACUUUCUGCAGUGAUUUGAAGUAUGGAAAUAUUGCCUGAACUAAAGCAAUGUGCCUUUGUCAUAGCCGGGUAAAAAGAAAGCCCUGAGAGUUGACUGAAGAGUAGAGGACUUUUUUUGUUUCGCAGUCAUUUCACUCGAGUUCUCGUUCAGAGGGCGUUGUACUGUCGGCGUGCAUUAGUCAGUGUCUCUUCUUGCAGCUUCCAAAGGCAGUUUGCAACAUUAACCUGAAUAUACCUCACACUGUCGUCUUGUUUUGUCUUUGUCGGCUCGGAAGAGCACUAUGAUUGUUUCAUCAAGUCAUGGAAAUCCUCACUUCACGUCAUCUGUCGCUGCUCUUCGUUUCCUUCAUCACUUUGCGUAAUUGCAUUUGCUAUGCCACACUGAAGUCUGGUGACCAAAUCAAGAGAUGUUCUUUGGGCUUGGGAAAAAUGUUAACAAUGUUAUGUAUAUGGAGAAAGAACGAAAAAAAAAAGACUUCUCAUUCUAAUAGCCUCUUUGUGUUUUGUUGCGAUUCUUUCGAUUUCUUGGCUUUUUCUGUACAUUUCUGAGGGCUUUUAAGAUGCAUCAUCUGUUUCUUUUCAUCCCUUUUUAAGAUCCGGUUUUCUAAGACUUGCUUCCAGUGUAUAAUGUUUGAAGCUGUCCCUCAGAAGGUGGUUUAAUUUAACAACUUACCUGUUUGAUUGAUUGAUUGUUUAUUGGAAAGAAACUGUACUAUGUGCUGCCUGUAUAUUGUAUAUAAUUGUAAAACGCAUCAACCAGAUCAAAUCAAAUAAAAAUCCCAUUUGAAGA